AUGAAUAUUACCAGCUUCGUGGUCCAGGGUCGGGACCAAGCCCUCUUGUAUGGGGACUACUCGACCUAUCACCGUCAGCUUGCCAAGCGGUUGUUGAGCGCUCGCAAGAAGCUUGGAAUUGUCACCAAAAACCGAGGCAAAUUUCAAAACCGAGGUCUCGCCAUAUCCGAGGCCGUGUCUUCUACGAACGACCAUGUGCAUUUGCUGCUGCUCACGAGCGAACGAGCUUGGGCGCAGGCCAUGAGCAUCAAGGCCUCGCGUACCGCUGCCAAGAAGGACAUCGCCGGACGUGCUAGAUCUCACAUUGUUUCCAGACUGACCAAAGCCGCCAAGACGGCCGAGGUCCUGGUCGACGCAUUGUCCACUUCUGCGUCCGGUGCGUCCAUUGUCGAUGUUCUCGAGGCGAAAUCCUAUGCCUCGUUGAUGCGUGGUGCCAUGUUUUUCGAAAAGAAAAACUGGGAGCUUUGCCUCGAAAACUACGCCGUCGCCAGGAUCGUCUACAGCGCCCUGGCCUCUCUUGGUCAGGGCGAUCUCUUCAAGGACCUCCUCUCUGAGACGAUAGACCCUUCCAUUCGCUACGCCGCCUACCAAUUGAAAACGCCGCGAAGUGUACCCAUCGCCUCGAUUGCCAAGAACUCGUUCCCUCGAUCCGAUGCCAGCCUCGUGCGAGAAAUUGACCGCAUCGACUCGAGCAUCCUCGCCCAGGGGGGCGACUCCUCCGCAUCCGGUGGCAAUGCAGACAACACUCCCAGAACCAUUACCUGGCGCUCCCGCGAGGUUCAAAUCGAAGACGCGCGGAUAUCGCUGGCCUGGGCCUCGGUGCAAACCGCAAAGACUCGCCUUGCCGACAACAUUGCCCAGUCUACCGAUCAGCAGCCUCACAAGCUCGCCGCUCACUACGACGAGGUCCUCAUGGCCACGCAGGACGCCGUGGAUGCCGCAAAGCAGUCCAUCGACGAACUCAAAGCAGAGGGCGUGGCCCAGAGCGACGCUCGGAUGCAGCGGCUGCAAAUCACCCGCACCGCUGUGAAUUACGAGAUGAUUAGUUGGCGCAUCGGACGAAACAGAGUUCUCACCGGCCAGCACGACGGCGCGCCGGAAGAAUACACUCAGCUCAGAAGGAAAAAGGCCAAGGCGACGGCAUCGGGAGACGCCGAUGCCCAGCAGAACAAGGCAAGAGAGCUCCCGCCGAGCAAAAAGCUUGCCAAGUUGAAGGAGAAGGUGGCCUUGUACGACGGUACCCUGCAGAACCUGGAGUCUGUCAAGGAACUGCCCGGAGUGGCUGCUGACGAAAGUCUGGCAACGAGCAUCUGUGGCUGCGCAAAGUACUUUGAAGCACUCAAAUGCCUUUCGAUUGCGCGAUCUCAUGCGAUUCUCGGAAACGCCCUCAACACUCUCGCAUUGAUCAACCAUGCCUACUCCAUGGUGCAGGAAGCAUCUUCCAAAAUACCACCACAGACAGACAACCACCACCAGCGACCCCUCAGCAUCGACGUCCACCCCGAAGCCGUUAGGUAUCUGGAGAAGCUCGUCAACGGUGAGCUCCAGCGCUACCGCGCCAUCGUCCAUCUCCACAACUUGCGCGACGCCGAACGCGCCGAAGCCGACGCCGAGGAGCCUAUUGAGCCACCUCUCAUCAAGAGACUGCACGUGUACCCACGUCGCAUCAACCCUCGCAAGAUCGUCGAGUUUCCCCCCAAGAUGGAACUGAUUCCCCUGAAGCCCAUCUUCCUAGACGUGGCGUGGAACUACAUCGAUUAUCCAAGUAGAAAGUAUGCAGAAGGAGCGUCGGGCUCAGCCCCACGCGGCUCAACCGCCGACCAGCCCGCCGCCCAAGGCGACCAGACAAAGAAGAAGGGAUGGUUUGGGUUCGGUCGUUGA
This is a messenger RNA of Ustilaginoidea virens, 1881 nucleotides long. RefSeq lists its product as uncharacterized. Gene Ontology annotation, cellular component: signal recognition particle, endoplasmic reticulum targeting. The record is from RefSeq and is a predicted model, not a curated record. The transcript has 3 exons. NCBI's taxonomy places the organism in Eukaryota, Fungi, Ascomycota, Sordariomycetes, Hypocreales, Clavicipitaceae. Gene Ontology annotation, molecular function: endoplasmic reticulum signal sequence receptor activity; signal recognition particle binding; 7S RNA binding. The coding region runs from base 1 to 1881 and encodes 626 amino acids. Gene Ontology annotation, biological process: SRP-dependent cotranslational protein targeting to membrane.